AUCGUCGGCGCGAACAACACGCGAGCGGUGGGAGCGUCACCAGCGAUUCUUGCUGCUACGCAGCAUUCAAUGCCUGCAAUAUUAUUCUGAAACGUCUGGAGCCUUACAAGACGACAAACCAAACUUGGCUGGAGUUGGUGCAGGCGGCAUACAAUGACUUCGUGGAUCUGUCGGCUUUUUUCAUGGAAAAUAAAUCUGAUCUCACCUAAUAUAAGAUUUAUGGAGUCUCGGUGACAGAGGUGGAAAUGGAUGUGCUUACUGGGCAAAAACAGGUCCUGCGGGCGGACAUCCUGCAGGACCUCGGCAGGAGCAUCAGCCCGGAGGUGGACAUCGGCCAGAUCGAGGGCGCGUUCGUGAUGGCGAUGGGCCUGUGGCUGACCGAGGAGCUGGUGUACGACGCCGAGACGGGGCAGCUGCUGACGGACCGCACCUGGUACUGCAGGCCACCAGGACCUAAAGACAUACCAAUAUAUUUUCGCUUGGAGCUUAGAAGGAAUUCACCAAACCCAGUCGGAGUCGUCAGCUCUAAAGCCAUGGGAGAGCCCCCGAUAUGCAUGAACGCUUCCAUCUACCUGGCCUUGAAGAAUGCGUUCCUCGCCGCCAGGGUCGAAGCUGGCGCUGGAGACGAGUGGUUCGCGCUAAAUACACCAGUCACAGUAGAGAAGCCAUACUUGGCAAGUUUGACGUCGUCAGACCAGUUCUCCUACUGACAUUCGCUGCUCCACGAUGCAUAUAUUCACGCACACUAGCUGAUAAUAAUACAUGUAAUGUUUUGAUUUUUAUCUGGUAGAAUAUUUGGUGUAAGGUUUAGUUAUAAAUGUUACGGAAAUCUAAUUGUAGAACUGACUAUGAAUAAACGCUGCAGUUUAAU
Messenger RNA from Bacillus rossius redtenbacheri, 871 nucleotides. Its product is annotated as xanthine dehydrogenase-like. The record is from RefSeq and is a predicted model, not a curated record. The transcript is spliced from 7 exons. Gene Ontology annotation, molecular function: iron ion binding; oxidoreductase activity. The coding region runs from base 246 to 710 and encodes 154 amino acids. Lineage: Eukaryota; Metazoa; Arthropoda; Insecta; Phasmatodea; Bacillidae.